Betta splendens (Siamese fighting fish) is the source of this 2708-nucleotide messenger RNA. It is a transcript of the gene mars2, whose product is annotated as methionyl-tRNA synthetase 2, mitochondrial. NCBI's taxonomy places the organism in Eukaryota, Metazoa, Chordata, Actinopteri, Anabantiformes, Osphronemidae. The record is from RefSeq and is a predicted model, not a curated record. Gene Ontology annotation, biological process: methionyl-tRNA aminoacylation. The transcript has 3 exons. Bases 308 to 2101 code for a protein of 597 amino acids. Gene Ontology annotation, molecular function: ATP binding; methionine-tRNA ligase activity.
AGUAACCGGAAGAAGGGCUAACCUUGACAAGCAAGCAAACACAUGUACUUUACGCUAAGACAAAGACCUAAAAUGUUAUAACAUGCUCUUAAUAUAUUCAAGAGUAUUUUGAAGAAAAACAUAACGCUACAUUUUUUGAAGGUACCCUCUUUUCUUUGUCAUCUUGUUUUUAGUGCGAAAACUACGCUAAACUAUAUUUUUGCUAGCCGCCGCAAAUGAAUGGUUAUUGGUUACAGCAUAAUUUCUACACAUGCCGAAAUAGCUGUCAUUUAGUAGACUUCAUUUUGGCGUUGUCUGCUGUUCAACUAUGAGCCUGCCUUUUCUGUUUGCCACUAGAGGCUCUAGGGCUGUCCACAGACUGCAACAAAGUCCGUGUUUAUCACCAAUUUCAGUUUUAUCUAGAUACAAGAGAGUCCACUUUUUAAGAUAUGCCAGUAGCCAUCAGUGCAAGGACAACAGAAACCAUUAUGUAACCACUCCGAUCUUCUAUGUCAACGCGUCUCCUCAUUUGGGACACUUGUAUUCAGCUGUGAUAGCUGACUGCUUGCACAGGUACAAGCUACUUCAGGGAUUCAGAUCAAAGUUUGCAACUGGCACAGAUGAGCAUGGUUUGAAAAUCCAACAAGCUGCUGAAGCUGCUGGAAAAGAUCCCUUGACCUUUUGCACUGAUGUGUCAGAGCGAUUCAAAAAUCUCUUCAGUAGCUGCAACAUUUCAUAUACAGACUACAUACGAACCACUGAACAGAGGCAUCGUAGUGCCGUUGAGCAUUUCUGGUCAGUGCUCCGGAACAAAGGGCUUAUCUACAAAGGUAGCUAUGAGGGCUGGUAUUCAACACAGGAUGAGAGUUUCCUCAUGCCAUCACAGGUGGGCGACGCUAUGGACUCAUCAGGGAAGGAUAUCAAAGUAUCACUUGAGAGUGGACACAAGGUGGAGUGGAUGAAAGAGGAGAACUACAUGUUCCGCCUGUCUGCAUUUCGGUCUCAGCUUCUUAGCUGGCUCAGAGGGAACCCAGGGGCUGUGCAGCCUGAGCGUUUCUACCAGGCUGUUCUCCACUGGCUACAAGAGGAUCUUCCUGACCUCUCGGUGUCACGUCAGAGAAGUCGUCUUCACUGGGGCAUUCCAGUCCCUGGUGAUGCAGAACAAACCAUCUAUGUCUGGUUAGAUGCUCUGGUGAACUACCUCACCGUAGCUGGCUAUCCAAAUAGCCAUGAGCAGUGGUGGAAUGUUGCCCAUCACAUUGUAGGAAAGGACAUUUUAAAAUUUCAUGCCAUCUACUGGCCAGCCUUUCUUCUGGGAGCUGGACUCCCACUGCCACAAACAAUAUAUGUGCACUCACACUGGACAGUUGGAGGAAAGAAAAUGUCUAAAAGUUUAGGUAAUGUUGUAGAUCCCCUUGAACGAUCACAGGUGUUUACCACUGAUGGUAUGAGGUACUUUCUUCUGCGACAGGGUGUCCCGGACUCGGAUUGCGACUACACCGAUGACAAAGUUAUGAAGCUGUUGCACGCAGAGCUUACUGACUCUCUUGGUGGUUUGCUUAACCGCUGCACAGCUCCAGCACUUAAUCCAGCUCAGGUCUACCCUUCUUUCUGCGCUCAGUCCUUUCCAAGUCAACAGGGGGGCAGGGCUGUCGUUGAAGACUAUUACAUGUUGGAUGCUGUUGGAAAACUUCCUGCUUUGGUAGAGCGGUACUAUGAGAACAUGCAUGUCUACAAAGCUCUGGAGGCCAUCACAGCCUGCGUGAGGCAGACCAAUGGUUUUGUUCAGCGCCACGCACCUUGGAAGCUGGACAGAAAGGAUAGUAAAGACCAGCAGUGGAUAAGCACAAUUAUCCAUGUCUCACUUGAAUGCUUGAGGAUUUAUGGCACACUCCUUCAACCCGUGGUGCCAGACAUUUCUAACAAGCUCUUGUCCAGACUCGGGGUGCGACCAGGUGAGAGGGGCUGGGCGGCGCUGAACUUUCUACCAAGGUAUCAGGGACUAGACUGUCCCUUUGAGGGGAGAGCACUAGGGUGCGACUCCGGGGUGCUUUUCAGGCGCUUGGACAGUCCAAAUGUAGAUAAACAAAAACCAAAGACAACAAAAAAGUCAGCAAAUUAAAAAUGUUUCAUGUUCACUUUUGACUUGUGUAAUUAACCUCUCAGAGGAGAGACUGCAAGGAAAGUUGCCAUUAUUGAAAGUUUAUGUUGUCAGCUUAAUUUUGUGUAUAAAGGGAACUCUUGCUCUAUAAAUUGAGAGAAUUGUUAUUUUUAUAAUGUAUUGCUAAAUACACUACCACAGUAUCAGUUUUCUUAUUUUUAGACCGUUUACAGACAACUGAAGUAUUGUUUACAUCUUUUUACUUAGAAACUGCUCAAAGCCUUUUCACAUAUUUCCUGGUUCAUGACAUUCUGCAUAGUGGUUCACUAUAGCAGUUUACUGUGGCUACUAGAACAAAGUUCAUUAGUAUCAACAAGUGCCUGUGACAUCAACAGGCUACACUGAAGCACAGACUGAAAAGUGUAUCAACACAGUCAUAAUAAAUUGCUGUUUAAACUCCAAUCUAGUCCUGCAGCAGGAGUUAUAAUAAAGCAAAUAAAAUUACAUUAAGACAUUUAUAAACCUGGUAUUUAGACAAGCAAUACAAAAAUGACAUGAUUUUUUUAAUGAGAAAUACACGAAACUGAAAAAAUUGUACAAAUUGAAAUAAAAUAAAAAAUUGCAUUAU